Messenger RNA from Halteromyces radiatus, 1005 nucleotides. RefSeq names its product mitochondrial carrier domain-containing protein. The record is from RefSeq and is a predicted model, not a curated record. The coding region runs from base 68 to 946 and encodes 292 amino acids. NCBI's taxonomy places the organism in Eukaryota, Fungi, Mucoromycota, Mucoromycetes, Mucorales, Cunninghamellaceae. The transcript is spliced from 2 exons.
CCCUUUUUUCUUUUAUCGCUGCAUAUACAUUCUUCCUUUUGAUAUACAAUUGGUCACUGCUUUUGAUAUGACGGAUGGCUAUACUCUAUUUGCAUCCAGUAUAGCCGCUCUUACAGCAAGAAUAUGUACUCAUCCAAUUGAUACUAUCAAAACAAGGCUACAAGCAACUCAUCAACCAAAAUUACAAGGACAAUCUUACGUACAAUGGAUGAUAAGGAUCAUCAAUCAAGGCAGUAUAUCAUCGUCAAAAUGGAGAGUGGCUCGUCAGUUAUAUAGCGGCUUACCAGUCACCUUGAUCUUCUCUGUGCCAGCACUUUCAGUCUAUUUAUCCUGUUACGAAUCCAGUAAACAAUAUUUGGAUUAUAAUGGUAUAGCAAGACAUGACCAUCUCGGUAAUCAUAUGAUAUCUGGGGCAAUGGCGGAAAUAAUGGCAGGCACAUUAUUUACACCUAUGGAAGUUCUCAAAAACCAAUUACAAACCUCUACUUUGACAGCUCGACAAUUAACACAACGGAUUUAUCAACAAGAAGGACUUGGGGGAUUCUUUCGAGGCUACUGGAUGGGCUUGAUUGUGUUUUUACCUCAUACCAUGAUCUACUUUGCAACUUACGAACAUUUGAAAUCGAAAAUGAUCAAGGAUGGAAAUAAUAAUAAUAAUAAAUGGACUUAUUAUCUUUUUGCUUCUAGUAUGGCAAGUUUCAUCAGCAGUGGCAUGUCGGCUCCAUUGGAUAUCAUCAAGACACGAUGGCAAGUCAGUGCUUCGGAUCAAGGCAAGCAAUAUCGGAAAGGACCAUGGCAUAUUGCAAAACAUCUAUGGUUAUAUGAAGGACAAUGGAAAGGAUUGGCAAAAGGUUUAGGUGCUCGUGUUAUUUGGGCAAUCCCUACUACAGCAAUCUCCAUGACAGUAUUUGAAACGGUGAAGGAUUAUCGAUACCUGUUUUUUUGAACAUAUUUUGUAUUAUACUUCUUUUUUUUUUAAUAAAAGCCUUAUUUUUUUUUUUUUUU